AUGGAAGCACUAUGUGAGUUUUGUGAGAUUGUUAGAGCUGUGGUUUACUGCAAGCCAGAUUCCGCUCGUUUAUGUCUUCGUUGCGAUGCGAUUGUACAUUCCGCGAACGCGCUUUCUCGGAGACAUCCGAGAAGUUUGUUGUGUGAUAAGUGUAAUAUCGAUUCCGCGAUUGUUCGUUGUGUUGAUUAUAAACUGUCUCUGUGUCAAUUUUGUGAUUGGAAUUCUAGUGGUGAGUGUUUUGUGUUGGGGCAUAGCCAUGCGCUACUUAGUUUCUACACUGGUUGUCCGUCUUUGGCAGAGUUGUCAAAGAUUUGGCCACAUUUUGUCGAUGGGAGUUUAUCGGUUGAGAGUAGUGUUGCUAGCUGUCAGCCGUUGGAUUGGACGCAUGAAAAGAACGAUGGUUUCUUUGGUUUGGAGAAGGUGAAAAAUAAGAUGGACGGAGAAGAGCCGUCUGUUAAAUAUGAACAAUCUUGGAUUGAGACACCGCCUAUUGUUUCGUCAAAUUCAAAUGGCGCACAAUACUGCAAAGAUCAAGCGUUUUUGUUUGAUCCAGACUCGAACCUACCGAAGCUUCAAGGAUGCCCUGAUGUCAAGGAACUAGUUUUUCACGAGGAGACUAGUCUUUGUGAAGGUUUCAAUGUAGAUGAUGUUCAAUUAAACUUUGAAAGUGCUGAGGAGAUAUUUGGCUGCUCUCAAAGUGCCGCAAAAUACAACCAUGAAGAUAGAGGAAUAGAGUGUCUAUUAAUGGAUAAAAACACUCAAGUCACAAAAUGUACCAGUCUUACCGAGACUGCAGCAGAGGCUUUAUCACCAGUGCAACAAGAUUGUGUGGCUUUUCCAUUAUCAGGUGCUGGCGGAUCAACAAGUGUGAUGCAGGGCAUUAACCAUAAUGCAAAUUGUGCACUUAUGACUCCUAGCUGCAACAGUAGCAUUACUAUGGGAUUUCCUCAGAGUCAAAUUCAUUCAGGAACUUCAAUUGAAUUACCUAAUCUUAAUUGUGAAAACAAUGUUACUGAACUUCUAAAUUGUGGGUUACCUCCAGUGUUUCAUCCCGGAGAAUCCCCUUGGGAACCAAAUUUGGAGGGUACGUGUGCAGAAGCAAGGGAACAAGCCAAAAUGAGAUACCAAGAGAAAAAGAAAACUCGAACGUUUGGUAAGCAAAUAAGAUAUGCCUCUCGCAAAGCAAGGGCUGAUACAAGGAAACGUGUGAAAGGUCGAUUCGUUAAAGCAGGUGAAGCAUACGAUUAUGAUCCUCUUUUGAGCGACUACUAA
Vicia faba (fava bean) is the source of this 1272-nucleotide messenger RNA. NCBI's taxonomy places the organism in Eukaryota, Viridiplantae, Streptophyta, Magnoliopsida, Fabales, Fabaceae. The record is from the annotation of a GenBank genome assembly.